Molecule: messenger RNA, 558 nt
Organism: Schizosaccharomyces osmophilus
Lineage: Eukaryota; Fungi; Ascomycota; Schizosaccharomycetes; Schizosaccharomycetales; Schizosaccharomycetaceae
Gene: sbg1
Product: plasma membrane-actinomyosin ring linker protein Sbg1
Exons: 1
Coding region: 1-558 (185 amino acids)
Source: RefSeq, a predicted model, not a curated record
AUGUCAAGGAUCCCAGCGGGAAGUCAUGAUGGACUAGAAACAGAUGAAGUUCUCGAUCCGCAGCUGAGCUAUGAACUGGCAAACGAAGUUUCAAGAGACGACCAUGAAGACACCUAUGGGGAUGACAUUUGGGAGUCAGAAGAUAUGCAGCCGGUAAUGCAGGAAGGCCAUUCGUUAGAUUCAUUUUCAGAAUAUCAUCCAAAGGAGGUGUUGGAGAAAAAAAACUCUCCGUACCGUGAUGAACAAGUGUCUAUGGCUCAACGUUCGUAUCCUUCGGAAUCUCCAUUUGGCAGUGCCUCUUCCCUCAAUUCUAUGGAAUCUCCUAUCCCAUUACAAUCUUCUACGCUUCUUUGGGACCCUAGUGUGAAAGAGGUGGACGAUAUUUUACAUAAUGAGGAUUUUCAUGAUGGUCGAGAUUUUAAUGUUUUCACGCUUCGUGGUUUCGUUAAUAUUCUAACUCUUAUUUUACUAAGUUGCGGACUUUUAAUGCUUUUCAUCGGCUAUCCAAUUUUGUCUGCGGUGGACGUCGAGAAGCAAAGGAAAAAGGAAGAGGCUUAA